UGAGCUAGGGUAUCAGCAUUUGAUUGAAGAAGUCCAAACUUACCUGUGCUUAAAAAUCCUCCCCAAAGUCAAGCUCUCUUCUGACCAGUGGGCUGCCCUAGUCUUCAUACUCCUGACCUCAGAGAAUGACCUGGACAUCUUUGACCUGAGUCAGUACAUGGGAUCCAAUGAAGCUCUACAAAUGCUGCUCCCCAUUGUUAAAGUUGCCAAACAGCUUUUGAUUAGGAUGUGUAACCUGACAAACAAAAGCUGUGAGAUGCUUGCUGAUGUUCUCCGAUCAAAGUCGUCCACUCUGCAAGAGCUGGACCUGAGUGGGAGUCACCUGCAGCUCCGAAAGGUGAAACAGCUCUGUUUGGCUCUGAGGUCUGAAGACUGUAACUUGGAGAAUUUAAGGUUGAAUGGCUGCAAACUAAAUGAAGAGAGUUGUGAUGCAGUGGUUUCAGCUUUCAACUCUAAUUCAGCAAGUAUAAGAGAACUUGAUAUGAGUGGAAACCAACUGAAUGACUCUGUCGUUAAGAAGCUCUCAGAAACUCUAAAGACUCAAAAGUGCAAACUCAGGGUGCUGAGGCUGAGAUGGUGUGGCGUAAAACAAGAAGGGUUCAGGGAUUUGACAACUGCCCUGCAAGCAAACCCAUCACACCUGAAAGAGCUUGACCUCAGCAUGAACACAUCAGGAGAUGCGGGAGUUCAUGCACUGUGUGAGGUUCUGAACCAACCACAGUGCAGACUUGAAGUACUCAAGUUGAAUAAGUGUGAGCUCACCCAUGACUGCUGCUCGUCUCUGGAAUCCAUCAUGAGCUCCCAGUCUUCUAGUCUCUUAGAGCUGCAUCUGAGGGACAACAAGAUUCAGGAUGCUGGAGUGGAGAGAAUAGCAGCCGGGCUAGAGAAAGCUCACUGCAAGCUACAGGUUCUCAAGUUGUGUAACUGUAGCGUCUCAGUAAAAGGCUGUGGAUUUCUAGCUGCGGCACUGAGACGAAACCCUUCUCACCUGCGGGAGUUGUAUUUGAACUGGAAUCACCUGAUAAACUUGGGGACAAACCCGUUGACCGAGCUCCUGGACAUUCCUGAUCUUAAACUGGAGAAACUCGACAUCAACUCUCCUUAUUUAGUUGAGUGAGGAUGUUGACUUCUACCUGAGUGAAACCAAAACCUGGCUGAUGUCAAAUAUCCCACAACUGGAAUCCCAUUUCCAUGUAGUCAGUUGGUAGAUGCUUUUGGGCAAUAUGAUGAUGUCACAUGGCAUCUGGAUAACUUAUGUCACUUGGUAGGGAAAGCACUGAUGUACAGGUGAAGUUGCAAUGGUGUCACUACCUGUGGCUAAUUGAUUAAAAGAAACACCUUUCCUCACCUUCGGAGUUCACAAUUAGUUCAGACUUUCUGAAGGAACAGCUAGUGAAUUGUUUGUGUCAUCACAUUGUCUGUUUAAAGUCUUCAUUUGUGUUGAGGGAUGCAGUUUUGGUGUCGACAGGUAGCGAUUACCUGUUGGGUAGUCUGUUUUGGUGAUUCGUGUUUUGAUGUGAGUGAUGACUUUUAGUCUUCCUGGAUUAGGAUGCUUUGUUUUUUGUUAUACUGUUCAGAUUGUGUGCUUUUUAUAAUGUAAGCAACUCUACGGGUCCGUCCCAUUUCUCCCCCCUUAAAACUUCUACUUGGUUUUGAUUGCCCUCAACAUUAAAGCCCCCUCGACAAGGGAAGUGGAGGUGAAGAUCUUUCCCUA
Molecule: messenger RNA, 1714 nt
Organism: Alosa sapidissima (American shad)
Lineage: Eukaryota; Metazoa; Chordata; Actinopteri; Clupeiformes; Clupeidae
Product: ribonuclease inhibitor-like
Exons: 7
Coding region: 158-1117 (319 amino acids)
Molecular function (GO): protein binding
Source: RefSeq, a predicted model, not a curated record